AAAUUCUUAGGCAGCCAGCAAUACACGACAUUCUGUAUGCCCUUGGCUACAUAACCUAUUUCUUUAUUUUCUUCACAAAAAAUGGGGGAAGAAGCAGGCGCCAAGCGGAAACUGUCGGCUUCCAUCUCCAGCGAUGGGGACGAAGACGACUUCCGCAAACUUUUCCAGUUUGAAGAAGAAGCCGAAGAAGGAGAAUCGGAUAGUGAACCAGAAUUUGACUGUGAUAAGUGGGAUAACGACUGUAGAGUCAUCACACUGAAAUCUGCCAAAAGUGUAGCUGGCUACCAUUUAAUGCCCACGUGUAGCAGAGACCCUGAGGAGAACCCCAGCAAAAGAAUCAAAGUGUCGCCGGAAGUUAGGCCACAUUUACUGGACACGAGUUACAAAGACGAAUUUAAAGCCAAUUGGACACGGAAUAAAGAAUUCCAGUUGGAUAACACUGAACUCAUUGUACAGCCGUUUAAAGUUUGUGUUGUCAAUAAUUUCCUCGAAAAUCCCAGUUUUCUGGAUGAGAUAAGGCAAGAAUUUAACGAAAUUGAUUGGAACGUGAGGAGUUUGGACUUGUAUGAGUUCUUCCAAUCGAAAGAUUUGAAACAUUUGACUGACCUCCCAAAUAUCAAUUUAUUGUAUAAACUGCUACAAAGCGAUGUCAUGAACUGGGUCGCCGAAAUCACAGGACUAAAAUUAACCCACAUAUCGGCAACUUGUAGUUUUUACUCGAAUACUGACUACCUAUUGGUUCAUGACGAUCAAAGGGAGGACCGAAUGGUGGCUUUUAUUUUAUACCUGACCGGAAAAAACGGCUGGCUUGAGAAUAAAGGCGGCGCCCUGCAGUUAUUAAACAAAGACAAUGAGGGCCAACCUGCCGAAAUCGCCAGAAAUAUUUAUCCCGCCAAUAACCAGUUUGUGUUCUUCCCCGUCACCAGUGACUCCUACCAUCAGGUGGCCGAGGUCACGUCCCUUGAAGACACGAGACUUAGCAUCAACGGGUGGUUCCACACCGACAAACCCUCAACGUUCACCACCCCCAAGUACAAGCCAUACCCAGACGGGUUAUUUGGCGAGAAGCAAAACCCGCCCAUUGAAUUCGACAGUGAGUUGGCGUUGUGGCUCACUGAGGGGUAUCUGGAGUGCGAUAUAAUCAAGGAAAUUCAGGAAUAUUUCGAGGACCAUUCGGAAAUCUCGCUCAAGAAUUUCUUCAAAGUGGAGCCGUUUAAUGAAUUGAAGUUGAUUUUAACCUCUGAUUUGAGUUGGGUGAGGAUUGGGCCGCCCAAUAGGCAUUGCUACGAAGUUGCGAAAAUUAAGGACUUGCCAGUGGUCCUCGACCGGUUUUUAAUGCUGUUUCAAAGUAAACAAAUGUUUGAUUUGUUGAAGCGGUUCACAGGGAUCGAGUUUAAGGCGAGCUCGACUGUGAAAUUCGAGCUACAAAAGUGGACACACGGCUGCUAUUCUUUGUUGGGCGAUUAUGACUGGUAUGAGAAGAAACAGCUAGACUUGGUGAUGCAUUUUGGUUGCAAAUGCAACAGCGAUGUGAUUGGAGGUAGAAUAAUGUAUGUAACCACGGAUGAAGAAGUACAAGACGCGCUCAUAACCCUAGAACCUGAGGAGAACAACUUGAACAUAAUCUACAGGGACACAGCCAGGUUUACCAAAUAUUUCAGUAAGCAAAGCAAAUGCGACCGCUUCUACACCCUCAUUUGUUCUUAUACGGAAUAAAAGGCGCCAGUUUUUAUUAAACAAUA
Messenger RNA from Tribolium castaneum (red flour beetle), 1742 nucleotides. It is a transcript of the gene sud1, whose product is annotated as sudestada1. Lineage: Eukaryota; Metazoa; Arthropoda; Insecta; Coleoptera; Tenebrionidae. Gene Ontology annotation, cellular component: cytoplasm. The transcript is spliced from 5 exons. Gene Ontology annotation, biological process: regulation of translational termination; peptidyl-proline hydroxylation. The coding region runs from base 82 to 1716 and encodes 544 amino acids. Gene Ontology annotation, molecular function: peptidyl-proline dioxygenase activity; iron ion binding; L-ascorbic acid binding. The record is from RefSeq and is a predicted model, not a curated record.